CUCUUCAUUUAAAAUGUCAUGUUCGAAACUAGGAAACUUACCUGAAUUAACUUAUGAAGUUAUAAAAUAUUUGCAGAAUGAUUAUUCAACCUUACAUUCAUGUGUUUUAGUUAACAGAUUAUGGUGUCGUUUAGCGAUUCCAUUAUUAUGGGAAAAUCCUUUUUCAAUUCCUACUGAAAAUUAUAACUUUAUUGAAAUUUACCUACAUAAUUUAAAUGGUGAAUUAAAAACAAAAUUUAAUGAACAUGAAAUUAAUGAAAUUCUGUUACCUUCCAACACACUUUUCAAUUAUCCUAGUUUUAUAAAAUAUUUGGAUUUGUUGAAGUUUUCUACUUCUGUUCGAAAGUGGUUUUAUAAUGCUAAAAUUAUAAAUUUAAAAUUGGUAGAAGAUACUAAAAAACUAAUUACUAUAUCAUUAUUAAAAAUAUUUAUUGAAAAUGAAGUAAAUUUACAUACCUUUGAAAUUAAUAUAAAUAAUUAUAUCAUAUAUAUUGAAGAUAUUCUUGAGUUAACCUUACAAAAUCCAAAUUUCAUUCGAAAUAUUAAAAAUUUAAAAAUUUCUAUUUUAACGAGAUUUAGGAAUAAUGGUUCGCUAAUUGACAAUCUUAUAUUACAAGUAAUUAAAUUACAUCAAAAUCUUAAAAAAGUUAUAUUAAGUUAUUAUAAUCUUCCUUUUUAUCAAUCUUUAUUAUUAUCAAAAGAUUAUAAUUGUUCAAAUACUUUAAAUAUUAUCACAUUAUACCAAGUUAAUUUUAGCGGUAUAAAUAAAAUUUUUGAACAAUUAAACGUUUUAGAAUCUGUUCAUAUAAUUCAUUGUGAGAAUUUAAAUACUAGUUUUAUUCAACAAAUUCUUAAUUUAACCAAACCAUUUAAAUUAAAAUCCUUAUUCAUAAAUACAAUAUCAAACAUUGAUGAAUCAUUAUUAUUAUUAUUACAAAAAUCUGGUGGUUAUUUAAAAAAUUUCAGUGUC
This is a messenger RNA of Rhizophagus irregularis DAOM 181602=DAOM 197198, 970 nucleotides long. RefSeq lists its product as uncharacterized. Lineage: Eukaryota; Fungi; Glomeromycota; Glomeromycetes; Glomerales; Glomeraceae. The record is from RefSeq and is a predicted model, not a curated record.